CGAUAACUCAACGUUGUUUUGAGGUUAUUUAAUUAAAUUAACAAAACAUUAAACUACCGAACAACAUUAAACACGCUAAAAUACAAUACUAAAACUAUAUAUACCUUUCUUGGAUUCAUAGAGAAAAGAUUAUAAAACAUGGAUGCUGAUUUGUAUGAUGAAUUUGGUAAUUAUAUUGGUCCAGAAUUAGAUAGUGAUGAUGACGAAGAGGAAGAGCAAGAACAACUGGAUGAAGAUGAUCAACAAGAAUAUGAUGAUGAACAAAUGGAAGAUGAACCGCAGCCUAUGGCUAUUGUUUUACAUGAAGAUAAACAGUAUUAUCCCUCAGCUCUUCAAGUUUAUGGGCCUGAUGUAGAAACUAUCGUCCAAGAAGAAGAUGCCCAACCUCUGGAUGUUCCUUUAAUAGAACCUGUGAAAAAGAAAAAGUUUCAAUUGAAAGAACAAGAUUUGCCUGACACAGUGUACAGCAUGGAAUUUUUGGCUGAUAUGAUGGAUAAUACAACUCUUAUCAGAAAUGUUGCAUUAGUUGGUCAUCUACAUCAUGGCAAAACUUCAUUUGUUGAUUGUCUCAUUAGACAAACACAUCCUACUUAUCAGGACAACGAAGAGAAAAAUUUACGCUACACAGAUAUAUUGUUUACGGAACAAGAAAGGGGAUGCUCAAUCAAGUCCAUUCCUGUUACGUUGCUUUUGCAGGAUAUAAAAAACAAAAGUUAUCUCAUGAACAUAUUUGAUACACCAGGUCAUGUUAAUUUCUCUGAUGAAGUAACUGCGGCCAUGCGAUUGUGUGAUGGUGUUGUACUUUUUGUUGACGCAGCAGAAGGUGUCAUGUUGAAUACUGAAAGACUCCUUAAACAUGCUGUACAAGAGCAAUUGCAAAUUACCAUUUGCAUAAACAAAAUCGAUAGACUUGUUUUGGAACUUAAAUUGCCACCUCAGGAUGCAUACUAUAAAUUAAGGCAUAUUGUCGAAGAAAUUAAUGGUUUGUUAACGUUGUAUUCAGAUGAUGCUAAUCCUCAAAUUGUAUCACCAGUACUAGGUAAUGUUUGCUUCGCUAGUUCACAGUAUGGAAUAUGUUUUACUCUUAAGUCGUUUGCAAACAUUUAUAACUUGCACUAUGGAGAUGUCAAUAUUGAAGAAUUCUCAAAGCGAUUAUGGGGUGACAUUUAUUUCAACACUAAAACGAGAAAAUUUACAAAGAAAGCCCCACACAAUUCAGCUCAAAGAAGUUUUGUUGAGUUUAUUUUAGAACCUCUCUAUAAGAUAUUCGCACAGGUUGUGGGAGAUGUGGAUGCCUCAUUGCUUGAUGUACUAGACGAAUUAGGAAUAAAGCUUACCAAAAACGAAAUGAAGUUGAACAUUAGGCCAUUGUUACGGUUGGUGUGUCAGAAAUUUUUAGGAGACUUCAGUGGUUUUGUAAAUAUGUGUGUGGAACAUAUACGCUCCCCAUUAGACAAUGCCAAAACAAAAAUUGAUCAUGUCUACACAGGCCCGAAUACUAGUAAGGUAUAUGAUGAUAUGGUAAAUUGUGAUCAGGAAGGAAUACUUAUGGUUCACAGUUCGAAAAUGUAUCCAACAGAAGAUUGUACAUUUUUCCAAGUUCUUGGAAGGGUCAUGAGUGGUACUCUACAUGCAGGUACAGAUGUUCGCAUAUUGGGAGAAAACUAUACCAUACAAGAUGAAGAAGAUUCUAGGAUAUUGACAGUGGGCCGUUUAUGGAUUUAUGAAUCAAGGUACAAAGUGGAAUUGAAUCGAGUACCAGCAGGUAAUUGGGUUCUCAUAGAGGGAAUAGAUCAAUCUAUAGUCAAGACAGCUACAAUAACAGACUUAUCAGUUGCUGAAGACUUGUAUAUAUUCAGACCUUUAAAAUUCAAUACACAAAGCAUUAUUAAAAUCGCAGUAGAACCAGUAAAUCCAUCGGAGUUACCAAAGAUGUUAGACGGUCUCCGAAAAGUUAAUAAAUCUUAUCCACUUUUAACAACAAGAGUAGAGGAAAGUGGUGAACAUGUGGUAUUGGGUACGGGAGAGCUGUAUCUAGAUUGUGUAAUGCACGAUUUGAGAAAAAUGUAUUCUGAAAUUGAUAUCAAAGUUGCUGAUCCUGUAGUAGCGUUUUGCGAGACUGUAGUAGAAACAUCAAGUUUAAAAUGUUUUGCUGAAACUCCGAACAAAAAGAACAAGUUAACGAUGAUAGCUGAACCUUUGGAGAAGGGUCUUGCAGAGGAUAUAGAAAACGAAAACGUGCAGAUCGGUUGGAAUAAAAAGAAACUUGGUGAAUUCUUUCAAACAAAGUACGAUUGGGAUUUGCUUGCUGCUAGAAGUAUUUGGGCGUUUGGUCCUGAUAACACAGGUCCCAACAUUCUCGUUGAUGAUACACUUCCAUCUGAAGUAGACAAAGGUCUUCUUAGUUCUGUUAAAGAUUCCAUCGUACAAGGGUUUCAGUGGGGUACUAGAGAAGGACCUCUUUGUGAAGAACCGAUCAGAAAUACCAAAUUUAAAAUUCUUGACGCGGUUAUAGCCAACGAACCUUUACAUAGAGGAGGAGGUCAAAUUAUACCCACUGCCAGGAGAGUCGUAUAUUCAGCAUUUUUGAUGGCCACCCCGAGGUUAAUGGAACCCUAUUUAUUCGUUGAAGUACAAGCUCCUGCUGAUUGUGUAUCAGCUGUGUACACCGUUUUAGCAAAAAGAAGGGGUCACGUUACGCAAGAUGCACCUGUGCCUGGCUCACCUUUGUACACGAUAAAAGCUUUUAUUCCAGCUAUCGAUAGUUUUGGUUUUGAGACUGAUCUAAGGACACAUACUCAAGGGCAAGCAUUUUGUCUUUCAGUAUUCCAUCAUUGGCAGAUUGUACCCGGAGAUCCUCUGGAUAAAACCAUAAUAAUUAGACCACUUGAACCUCAACCAGCUACACAUUUGGCCAGAGAAUUUAUGAUAAAAACAAGGAGGAGAAAGGGUCUCAGCCAAGAUGUAUCAAUCAAUAAAUUCUUCGACGAUCCUAUGUUGCUGGAAUUGGCCAGGCAAGAUGUCAUGUUAAAUUAUCCACUUUUGUAAAUAGUUUCGAAAAU
Diabrotica balteata is the source of this 3062-nucleotide messenger RNA. Lineage: Eukaryota; Metazoa; Arthropoda; Insecta; Coleoptera; Chrysomelidae. The record is from the annotation of a GenBank genome assembly.